CUCCUUUCAUUAUCUGAAAACUACCAUGGAGACCCAGUGGAUUCCCCUGUCAUCAGACUUUAAUUCCUCUGCCACAGCAGGAACUCCCUCUCCCUUCCUCUCCUCUCACCCCCAUCUCUUCAACAUCUCCUCCAACCUGUCCACCCAUAGUGUCCCCUUUGAGGGCAGCAGUACUCUGAUGACAGCAGUCAUCUCCCUUACCGUUUUCAUGGUGGGCCUGACUGGCAACACUCUGGCCAUCUAUGUGGUGCUGCGCUAUGCCAAGAUGAAGACAGUCACCAACAUCUACAUCCUGAACCUGGCUGUGGCCGACGAGCUCUACAUAAUCGGACUCCCCUUCCUCACCACACAGAAUGUGCUCUCCUAUUGGCCGUUUGGGUCCUUCCUUUGCCGUGUGGUCAUGACCGCAGACUCUAUGAACCAAUUCACGUCCAUUUUCUGCCUGACAGUCAUGUCUAUUGAUCGCUACCUGGCUGUGGUUCAUCCAAUCCGCAGCACCAAGUGGAGACACCCCCGCGUGGCCAAGGCGGUGAGCGCUGCGGUGUGGGCCUUGUCCUUUGUGGUGGUCCUGCCCGUGGUCAUCUUCUCUGAUGUCCAGGAAGUAUUUAACUCUUGCAACAUGAUCUGGCCCGAGCCGAAGGCCGUAUGGUCGACAGCCUUCAUUCUCUACACUGCCACGUUGGGUUUCUUUGGACCGCUGCUCAUUAUUUGCCUCUGCUACUUACUUAUCGUCGUCAAGGUGAAGUCUUCGAGGGCGCGGCUGGGUUUCACCAAGCGUCGUCGCUCGGAGCGCAAGGUGACGAGGAUGGUGGUGGUGAUCGUGGUGGUGUUCGUUCUCUGCUGGCUGCCGUUCUUCAUCAUCAACAUUAUCAACCUGGUCGUCAUCAUCCCGGAGUCCAGCGUCACCGCCGGCAUCUACUUCUUUGCGGUCAUCCUGUCGUACGCCAACUCCUGUGCCAACCCCGUGCUCUACGGCUUCCUGUCAGACAAUUUCAAACAGUGUUUCAAAAAAGUGCUGUGUAUGAAGAGUAUAAGAUGCAAGGCUAAUGGAGUAGACGAUGGCGACCCCAGUGCCCCGCGUUCUGAGAAAACUACGGCGCACGACUGCAUCAUGCUCUCCCCGCGAAACCAGGUCCGCAAUGAUACCCAGACUAGCCAGAUCUCUCCUCACCCUCCAGCCUCACCUACCUCACAUACAGCAGCAGACCUGCACUGCUCCAGCAGUGCCUGCCAGUCACCCUACACUUACCCAGCAGAGACCAGACCCACCAUUACCACCUGUGCAGCAGUCUCCAUGGCAAACUCCGGCGAACCUCCCACCAUCACUGCCCUGACGGCGCCUGCUUUCUCUGCCGCCUUAGCCCCACAGCAACAGUAACUUAUUGACUUUGAGUGUCAGGUGUUUUAGGAUCGGUGGAGGAAAAAUACGAUGUGAGGAUCAUCGAAAAGGAACGAGAUAUAUCUGUUUGAAUAAUGGCAAAUGUGAAACGACCAGAGUUUUCAGCAGUAACGCCAUUUAAAUAGGUUUCUUGGUCAUUUUCCGCACACAUUUCACACUCAUUCUCAAUGCAUUGUAUCUAUGAUGGCCUGUAUUUGUGAAAGCACCUCAUGAAUAUUUUUUUUUUCCCCUGCACAUGUAUCACCAGGCUGUUUACCAGGCCCCAGGUUUCUUUGCAUCCAGUCAUCUGACAUAACUGCCUUUUCAGCCUCUCUCAGCAAUCAUCAUGACUCCUUGGUGAAGACAUAAAUAUCAAUAACACCUUCCAUCCUCCACUUCCUGUUACUCUGACACAUAACAUGUCAGGAUGUACUUUUAAGAACCAAAAAUGCUCUGACAGACCCGACUCACAAGCUUUGUCCUCACAUAUCGUAUCUGUUGCAAGCUCCCACUAACAUAACAACAAGGACUUUCGCCUCAUGCAAGUAAAGGGAACUAUGGUGGCCUUUGCGUAACCGUUCUUCUACGUUUGCUUUCGCUUCAAAAAAUCUGAAAAGAUGUGUUUCCAUCAUGGUAUGGCUCGGUUAGUACAGAGAACCUACUUACCUUUACUUGGUAGGCGGGGUCUGGACUGUGCUCGAUGGCCACGUGUCCGCGAGAGGACAAACAAACGACAAUCUAGCUUCACCCUGACCGUACUGUACCAUUUUAUUGUGGUACCGCAAGGGAAGGCUGCCAGCAAUGGAACGGCUGCUUGUUUUGGUACUUUUACUCAUGGAAACACCAAAAAAAAUACGUACCGUACCAAACCGAACUGGUUCUACUCAGCGGAGACACGGCUUUAAAGACUUUCACAGCUUUUAUCUGUAAGCAAUUCCACGCUUAUACAAACAUACACGUGGGUAGUAUGUCAAAGUAAACCCUCCUUAAUGUUACUCACUGGACCUUUAAUUUAAACGAGUAUAUCGUGAUUGUUGAUCUUGACCAUGUUUAGAGCUUUGGUGGAAAAGUCAGCUGUUUGGAUUUGGUAACUGUAUUUCCACAGAAUAGCUUGCGUGCUACUGGUGAGCUUUGCAGUCAAAGUAAGUGUGACCCUUUGCCUGUGCCAUGUGUUUAUGCAAAUGGAGACACUUCACUUCUUUCAGAACAGUUAACCUCUGACCUCUCUGUAUAUACUGUAUACUCUGUGUCUUUGUGUAUGUGUGUACAUUUGUGGGCUGUUGUGCACAUUUGUAUAGUGCAGUAGACGCCAUAACUAACUGAGGAGCCCAUUCCCUCUUUGACCCUCGAACGACACAUCUUGCAACCGCUGCAGAAUUCAUGUCUGCGUUUCCUCCCACGGUGCAAAUGUGAAUCCAAAAUAUCCUAAAGACACUGGUGCUGCCAUUGGUGUGUUUGUCAUGUAGUUUGGAGCGACAGCACGCACAUUAGUGUGGGGGAGUGGAAGAACUCCGUGGUGUCCUGCUGACAAACCUACCUAACCAAUUAUGUUAAUAAUGAUGUCCCCGCCCCCUUUUAUCACAGCAUCAAAUGACUACUGUGAUUUGGACCAAAUGUUUGAGAAAAAUGGACAAAGAUCCAUGCGUGAACGAAUGACUACACCGACAAACACUGCAGCCAGGAUCUCCAGGCUUUACAUUUAGGAAUGUUGUCAGUCAUUGAUUGCAGCCCUGUCAACACCAUUAAGGACGAUUCUUGGUCUUUUCUAACACAGACUGGCGAGGUUUGGAAAACCACUCUUUAAAUACUCUUUAAAGGUCACUGUGCAAGGAUUGGUGACAUCUAAUGGUGAGACUGCAGAUGAAUUCAUCAAACAACAGCUCACGCAAUGCCUCCGCAUGUCCUUUGUUUUUGGAGUAAGCCUGAGCUUCAGAAUGUGAAACACAUGCUCUGAGUAGUUUUUGUCACUUCAGGCCGCAAAGUACAAAGAUGGUGGCGCAAAAUGGUGACCUUCAUACGUCACAUUAGGUCCACACUAUUUGGAUAAAAACGAGGACAUUGUCCUAGCACUAAUAAUUCUCCAGCCACUUCUAUGUAAAGAUGACAGGGAAGGAAAUUCCUCAGUGCUCAUUAUAAUAAGUGGAGGUGAUGACAGUGAAAAUAAUGGAAGCUGAAACUGCCAGAAAGAAAAAAAACACAUUAUGCAAAUUGUUGUAUAUUUUACUCCACUAUAUAGUUGUGCAGAUGAUUCAGUGCCCUUUUUGUCGGAAAAUAAA
Molecule: messenger RNA, 3654 nt
Organism: Solea solea (common sole)
Lineage: Eukaryota; Metazoa; Chordata; Actinopteri; Pleuronectiformes; Soleidae
Gene: sstr5
Product: somatostatin-like receptor F_48D10.1
Exons: 5
Coding region: 26-1378 (450 amino acids)
Biological process (GO): regulation of insulin secretion; cellular response to glucocorticoid stimulus; neuropeptide signaling pathway
Cellular component (GO): neuron projection; membrane
Molecular function (GO): neuropeptide binding; somatostatin receptor activity
Source: RefSeq, a predicted model, not a curated record